UUCUAACUCUUUGUUGGAAGUUCCAGUUUCGCCGGAUGAUAAGAUAGCUGCGAGAGCAUAAAGCCAACUGGUUGACACCAAUAUCGCUAGUUUACAGCAAAGAUGCUGCGCUUUUUGAUCUUGCUGCCACUCGGAGUUUUCCUGGGGAUCCGUAUCCUCGGUAUCCGUGCGGAUUGCAAUGUGUGCGCCUCCGUGAGCAACGUGGCCUGUAUAUCGAACACCGCGUUUCAAUUCUGCUCGAGCGCAUUGCCUUUUGGUCCCGUUUACACAUGUCCCACGGGAUAUUAUUGCACGGCAAAUGACGCUACGUGCAACACAGAUGUGGGACAAAGAUCCUGUAUAGGCUGUGGCACCUGCGACAGCAGCAACACUUUUGCGUGCCUCACCGCGACGACUUUUGCCCUGUGCCUGGGCACAUCGACUCCUUCCCAGCUCGUCGGAAGUUGUGGCUCCAGCUAUGUCUGCAACUUCAAUAAUCCGUACAUUUGUGGCAGUACAGCGGCGGGAUUCCAGGCCACUUGUCCGGGUGAUAGCACUAGUACUGGAGUGGAUGUCUCGACAGUAACACCCACCACCUAUUGUUCCACCGUCCAGCAGAAAGGACGAUAUCCCGUUGGCAUUGAUCUCAACACCACCUGCAGGCAGUACAUAUAUUGUUUUCUGAAUGCAAGUAACUGGGCAGGAGGCCUCUACGACUGUCCUGGACAAACGUACUUCAAUAGCUCAUCGCAGUACUGCGGCAGCGCAGUGCCAGCCAGGUGCACCACUGGAGUCGCCACCUUGACACUUACCAAUCCAUAA
Molecule: messenger RNA, 801 nt
Organism: Drosophila teissieri
Lineage: Eukaryota; Metazoa; Arthropoda; Insecta; Diptera; Drosophilidae
Exons: 2
Coding region: 103-801 (232 amino acids)
Cellular component (GO): extracellular region
Molecular function (GO): chitin binding
Source: RefSeq, a predicted model, not a curated record